Molecule: messenger RNA, 696 nt
Organism: Homarus americanus (American lobster)
Lineage: Eukaryota; Metazoa; Arthropoda; Malacostraca; Decapoda; Nephropidae
Product: armadillo repeat-containing protein 7-like
Exons: 5
Coding region: 140-694 (184 amino acids)
Source: RefSeq, a predicted model, not a curated record
UGUCAUGGUGAAGAGUCCCAGGAGCAACUCAGAGUCUGGUUAAGCCAAAGACUGUGCGUUUUACCCCACAAUUAGGAAGCACUAACAGUUUACCCAUGAAUAUAGUUUAAAGAAGUUGAAACAUGUGGAGCAGUACAGUAUGUUCAGCAGCUAUGGACGACUGGAAAAACGUUCGAGCAAGAAAGGAGUAGACCGACCUCAGUACUUAAAGGAGCUGGUUGAUGAAUUUAACUCUACAGAAAGCUGUGAGGCAAGGGAAGAAGUUUUAGCCAACCUAGCUAACUUUGCAUAUGACCCAAUCAACUAUGAAUGGCUUCGAAAACUCAAAAUAAUCGACAUCUUUUUAAACCAGUUAUCAGAGGGCACACCAACCUUGUGCAGUUUUGCAGUGUCUGGACUCUGUAACUUGUCUCUUGAUCAAGAAAACAAGUCUUACAUUAUUAAAAAUGAUGGGGUGGCUCUGAUACGUGGCUGCCUCUCAUCCCCUGAGGAGUCUACUGUUAUUUCUGCUAUUGUGACCCUUAUGUUCCUUGUAACACCUCAGUCAAAAGCAGAUAUCACUGGUACAGAAGUGGUGCAGCAAAUUUUGGUCAAAGCUAACGGUGAUAAUCCAAGAAUUCGUAACGUGGCCAAGAUUUUUUUAAAUGAUUACUGUACCCCUGAGCAAGUAUUGAAAGCAGAGACAAUGUCCUAGAU